Messenger RNA from Megalops cyprinoides (Indo-Pacific tarpon), 2049 nucleotides. RefSeq names its product minichromosome maintenance domain containing 2 (gene mcmdc2). Lineage: Eukaryota; Metazoa; Chordata; Actinopteri; Elopiformes; Megalopidae. Gene Ontology annotation, biological process: double-strand break repair via break-induced replication. The transcript has 14 exons. The record is from RefSeq and is a predicted model, not a curated record. Gene Ontology annotation, molecular function: single-stranded DNA helicase activity; DNA binding; ATP binding. The coding region runs from base 1 to 2049 and encodes 682 amino acids.
AUGGCGGAGCUCCUCGAAAUGAAGGCCGCGAUCGUUUCCUAUUUGGACCGAAGUGGAGGACUUCAGCAGUUUGUGGAAGAAUGUAGGCAUUUUAACGAUUUCCAGCAAAGUGAGGCAGUGUAUCGUUUUUGUAUCCAUGUGAAUCCCUCCGAUCUGAUUGAAAUGGAUGCUAGACUGGGGGACUACAUAUUACAUGAUCCAUUCAAAGCUACAGCCCUGUUUCAGUCUGUGUGCUUUCUGUCAAUCAAGACAUUAUCACUCAUUGAAAAAAUUCACACAGAAAAUCAGGUGAACGUUGUACUGAAGCUGACCCACUUGCCUCCAUUUCCCGACUAUUCUCUGGAUCUCAGCAAGUUCCCGCGUGGUUACGGCCCCAUGCGGCCCUUCACCUCGGAGGGGCUCGUCAUCGCUGUCACGCCCAUCACCAAGUACACUCAGGGUGCUCGGUUCCUCUGCACAGAUGACAGCUGCCCCUUCUCCAGAGGGUUUCACCACAUCAGAGUGCAUGCGCCAGGAGCCACAGAGUCCGCCACCGUGAGGAGGGCCUUCGCCUGCACUCUCUGCUCCUCCCCCCUGAAGGAGGACGUCAAGUUCCGAGUGCUGGGGGACAAGCAGCUGGUUGAGCUGGUCCAUGCCCACACACUGGAUAUACUGAGUGUUCACCCUCCCUGCUCCUUCAGGUACCAGUCUGUCACCCUGUUUCUGAGAGAUGAACUGUGUAACUCCAUGAGAAUCGGUCAGCUGUACAGAGUGGUUGGAAUUCCCGCACAUGUCCACCAGUGGCCGAAUGUCACCUGGAGCAUAGAGGCCAACAGCGUCCGGCCAUGGACACGAGAAAAUCCCAGCUCAGUCAGUGAUAACUUCCGGACUCUGCUAGCAGCCUCUUCCUGCUCUCCCUGGAGGUUCUCUGCUAUUGUGGCCAAUUCUUUUGGGUCACCUGUGGUUCCUCCGGGCGUGUACAGAACCCUCAAGCUGGCCCUUUUGCUGAGCCUGGUCCAGACAAGGGAGGAAGACCCAGACUCACUCAACCACCUGGAUGUUCUGGCUCUGACCAGCGACGCUCUAAUAAUAGACAGGCUGAUGGCCUACAGCCUGGGUCUGGCAGGACGGGGGAUAAGGCACCAGGUGACGGGGGAGAUGUUCGCUUCCCUGUCCAGGGACGAGCACGGAACGGGCACUGCCAGCAUCCACGCGGGUUCCGCCCUGCUGGCCAGCGGGGGCAUUUGCCUGCUCGGAGACCUGGCCUCUUACAGGAAGGACAAGAUGGACGCUCUCCAAUCAGCUCUGGAGACCAGGACGACAGCCGUGUUCGUACCAGGGAAGAAGUACGGAGAGGAUGCCGACCAGCAGCUGUCCUUCCCCCUGCAGUGUAACUUCUGGGCACUGGGAGACCUUGCCACUUCCACAAAGAGGUCUCUGAAAUGUGACAAUGCCGUGCUAGGGUCACUGGAAAUGGGCUCAGUUCCUGCCCAGAUUGCGGAGGCCUUUAACCUGGUGAUCCAGUGUCGGGAGGCGGGCGGAGACGGCACCGUGCUGCCGCUGGCUGUACACACCCUAAGGAUGGCCAUGAUGCCCGGGGAGCCCCUCUAUCCGGCCUGCAUGCAGUUCACCACACAGGACUAUCGGGAGCUUGUGGCCCAUGCACAGGGGCUGCAGGUGGAGCUGAGCCCAGAGGCUGAGAAGCUGAUUCACGGGUACUACAUGGCCAGCCGGAGGGUGCGCUCCGAUGCCGCACAGGGCUCCUCGCUGUCUGCGGCCUCCAUCAAUCUCCUGGUUUCCCUGGCUGAGGCCCACAGCAGGCUGAGCCUGAGGAGCAGGGUGCUGGAGGAGGAUGCGGUGGUGGCGGUGCUGCUGUGCGAGAACUCCAUCACCCUGAAGCACGGUGCCUCUGCGCUCGUUAUUCCUCCCGAUGCCCUGUUUCCGUGUGACCUCCACGACCUGGACUCCCUGCGCAGGAGAGAUCUGACCUUAGGGCAGCUCCAUCAGCAGAUCCUGCAGUUUGUGUAUGCCUACGCACCUGGAGCGGCAAACUACAUCACAGAGGAAUAG